This is a messenger RNA of Ictalurus punctatus (channel catfish), 1477 nucleotides long. RefSeq names its product DnaJ (Hsp40) homolog, subfamily C, member 28 (gene dnajc28). The record is from RefSeq and is a predicted model, not a curated record. NCBI's taxonomy places the organism in Eukaryota, Metazoa, Chordata, Actinopteri, Siluriformes, Ictaluridae. The coding region runs from base 74 to 1237 and encodes 387 amino acids. The transcript is spliced from 2 exons.
UUUCUCCCUCUCGAACGACAACAAACCGCCGUGUUCAGACCACAAGGCCGUUUAGGUUUGAGCUACAUUGGAAAUGGGAGGAUUUUUUUUUUUUUUUAAUAAACGGAGCACAAUGAGCUGCUCUGCAUUGCUUCGACUGUACCCUGGAGACCAUCACAGACUGCUGUGUGUCUACAGUGCCAUCAGUCUACGCCUGCUCAGCUCCAGGCUUCGACAUGGCCGAGGCUUAAGAGAAAGUCUGCGCCUGCUGCAGCUGCCUGAGGAGGAGGUCAGCAGCCAUGCCGUGGUCAAAGAAGCCUACUUACGCAUGGCCAAACUGUACCACCCUGACUCUGGAGCCCCCACUGCUGAUGCUGCUUUAUUCUCCCACAUAGAGGAGGCUUACAGAGUUGUACUAGCCCACCUGGCACAGCAAAGAUCUAUAUCUCAGAACAAUGAGGAAGAGGAGGAAAAGGUUAAAGGUCAUGCACCACAGCACAGACAGUACCUCAGCUACGAAGGUGUGGGCUCUGGAACACCCAGCCAGCGGGAACAACAGUAUCGGCAGUUCCGGAUAAACAGAGCUACAGAUCAGGUGUUGGAGUAUCGCUACAAAAUCAUGGAUAAAGCAGCGGCAGAAGAGGGAGCCAUGGUUUUGAGGGAUACACGUCUGCGAAGCAAGAAGAUCCAGAUAACACAGGCUGUGGAGAGGAUGGUUGAGGAUCUCAUCCAGGAGGCUAUGGCACGCGGUGACUUCCGCAACCUAGGCGGUGCCGGCAAACCACUCAGCAAAUUUGAACACAACCCCUAUGCUGACCCCAUGACCCACAACCUCAACCGCAUCCUCAUUGAUAACGGCUACCAACCUGAUUGGAUAGUGGCCAAGAAGGAGAUUAGAGAGACAGUUCAGAAGAUGCGCAAGAGACUACAGGAAGUCCGGGUCAAACUAGGAAACCCAAUGAAACACUCAGAGCAGAUACAGUGGAAAGAACACUGUGCCACUUUCUCUGACGAACUGACCAAGCUCAACAAGAAAGUGGACGAUUUCAACUUGAUCGUGCCUCUGAUGAGUUGGCAGAUGGUUCACUUUAACAUGAACAGAGAGAUAGAGAAAAUACUGAAAGCUGAUCAACAACAUAGAAAGGAGAAGGAGCUAGAGAAAGAGAGGAAGCUCAUGGAGGAGAGAGAGAACACAGCCACCUCUCAGCAGAACUCUAGGCAAGGACUUAUUAUGUGGAUGCAGAGUCUGCUCAAAUGAAACUAGAUCUGAAUAAUGCUGUAUUUCAAAACGCUGAUGUAGACAGCACUAAAUUGAGGAGAGUACACAAGUCUUUUUUUUUUUUUUUUUUUUACAGUGAUUUACCAUUUAUUAUUAUUUGCGUAUAUAGGCAUUAGAGGAAGUGUUUUAAAAGAGAAAAUAUAUUAAACAUGACUGAGUUCUCAUGCAUCACUGUGACAAAUCACCAUCAUGUAAAUAAAAAUCCUAUUUAAAAUAGUA